Messenger RNA from Papaver somniferum (opium poppy), 708 nucleotides. RefSeq lists its product as uncharacterized. The record is from RefSeq and is a predicted model, not a curated record. Lineage: Eukaryota; Viridiplantae; Streptophyta; Magnoliopsida; Ranunculales; Papaveraceae. The transcript has a single exon. Bases 1 to 708 code for a protein of 235 amino acids. Gene Ontology annotation, molecular function: metalloendopeptidase activity. Gene Ontology annotation, cellular component: membrane.
AUGAGUAGUUUAGUACAGCCAAAACCAGGCAGUGCUCCAACUGGUUAUCCCGGUUCAAAGAUUCAAACUCGAAACAGACGCCCAGUUCGUGUUAAUUAUCCAUUGAAGAAACAAUUUGCUUCUGUUAAUUCAUUGCAAUUAAAUAAUAAUAAUAUCUCAAGGGUAGCUUCUUGCAAUUCUUGGUAUCCAUCAACUCAUUCAACGUUUAAUUCUUUUCACGCACUUAGAGAACAAAGUCAUCAAGCGCGUCCUUUUAUUAACGGUGCAAGUAGCUCUUAUUAUGGAUCGUAUCAUGCAGAUGAAUAUCGAAAUUCCGAUGCUAUAGGAAACAUAUUAAUUCCAGUUUUUGGUAUCGGUGGAGUGUUGAUUAUGUUUGUAUGGGGUUCAGAAAGAAUUCCUUAUUCGGGAAGAAUCCAUUUAAAUUUUUUACCAAGAGAUUUAGAGAGAAAAUACGGAGAAUUCUCUUUUAAUUAUGUAAAGAAAACUCUUAAAGGGAAAAUUCUUCCGCAAACACAUUGGAAAAAUGUUAGGGUUAGAGUAAUAGCCAAUGAUAUAAUCGAAGCUUUAAGGAGGGGGUUAGGAGAUGACAAAAGGGUUCAAGACAGUAGUGGUGAAGCAAAGAAAGGUUCUAAAGUUGCUACUUAUCUUUUGGAAGGACUAGAUUGGGAGACUUUGGUUGGUGAUGAACCAAUUGUUAAUGCAUAUUAG